GCGGGGGUCCUAGGGGGAGGGGGCGGUGCUUCCGGUGACGUCUGCCCGGUGCGGCGAUAACAAGAUGGCGGCGCCCAGGCGGCCUCGUGAAGAGGAGGCGGCAGCUGAAGAGGCUUCGCUGGAGGCGAAGCGGCCCCGCGGGCAGCGGCGGCUCUUGGUGGUGCUGGAGGGGGCGAGUCUGGAGACCGUGAAGGUGGGGAAGACGUUCGAGCUCCUCAACUGCGACAAGCACAAGGCGCUGCUGCUGCGGAACGGCCGGGACCCCGGGGAGGUGCGGCCCGACAUCACCCACCAGAGUCUCCUGAUGCUUAUGGACAGCCCACUGAAUCGGGCUGGUCUCCUGCAGGUUUAUAUCCAUACCCAGAAGAAUGUCCUAAUUGAAGUUAAUCCCCAAACCAGAAUCCCAAGAACUUUUGAUCGAUUCUGUGGUCUCAUGGUUCAGUUGCUGCAUAAGCUCAGCGUUCGAGCAGCUGAUGGGCCUCAGAAAUUGUUGAAGGUGAUUAAAAAUCCAGUCAGCGAUCAUCUCCCUGUGGGCUGUAUGAAGAUAGGUACCUCUUUUGCAGUUCCAAAGGUGUCAGAUCUGCGUGAACUGGUUCCUACAGCGGAGCCAGUUGCCAUUGUUGUGGGAGCUUUUGCCCACGGUUCGGUUAAUGUUGACUAUACAGAAAAGAUGGUCUCCAUCAGCAACUAUCCCCUCUCUGCUGCCCUGACAUGUGCCAAAAUUACUACUGCCUUUGAGGAAGUCUGGGGAGUAGUAUGAGCUUCGGCUGCUACUGCUGUCAUGGUGGACUUUACAGUGAUUCCACAUUCUGGAAAGGCUCUUUUACUUAGGUGUGGACCUAGUGCAACUUUGGGCUCCUGGAAGGGAAAAGGCUUCAAUUUUGUCCUUGUAGCUUCUGGAGCAAUGAGACUUUAAAUGGACUGCCCUGCGGACCCUUUUUCCUCCUAUUAAAGGUCCCUUUUGGUAA
This is a messenger RNA of Aquila chrysaetos chrysaetos, 968 nucleotides long. It is a transcript of the gene EMG1, whose product is annotated as EMG1 N1-specific pseudouridine methyltransferase. NCBI's taxonomy places the organism in Eukaryota, Metazoa, Chordata, Aves, Accipitriformes, Accipitridae. Gene Ontology annotation, molecular function: rRNA (pseudouridine) methyltransferase activity; rRNA binding. Gene Ontology annotation, cellular component: small-subunit processome; nucleolus. Gene Ontology annotation, biological process: rRNA base methylation. Bases 65 to 760 code for a protein of 231 amino acids. The record is from RefSeq and is a predicted model, not a curated record. The transcript is spliced from 6 exons.